GGGAGGGCUGCCGUGCAGCAGGAACUGCGCAGACACACAGGGAUCCAGGGACGGCAGCCCCUUGCACUGGGAUCUAGAGCCACAGCGCGAAAGAGAGUUGAAGGAAGACACUCAUCUAACGCAACACAAUGGCAGACAAAAUUAAAGAUGCCAAGAUCAUCUUUGUUGUGGGUGGGCCUGGCUCUGGAAAGGGCACCCAGUGUGAGAAGGUAGUUGCAAAGUAUGGCUACACCCACCUCUCAUCUGGUGAUCUGCUCCGUGCUGAGGUGGCUUCUGGCUCUGAGAGGGGCAAGCAGCUCCAGACCAUCAUGCAGAAAGGAGAGCUUGUGCCCCUGGACACAGUCUUAGACAUGAUUAAGGACGCCAUGAUCGCCAAGGCUGAUGUGUCCAAGGGCUUCCUUAUUGAUGGCUACCCCCGUGAGGUGAAGCAGGGCGAGGAGUUUGAGAAGAAGAUCGGCAAACCCUGCCUGCUGCUGUACGUUGAUGCAAAAGCAGAGACCAUGGUCAAGAGGCUUUUGAAGCGCGGUGAGACCAGCGGCCGCUCUGAUGACAAUGAGGAGACCAUCAAGAAGCGCCUGGACCUGUAUUACAAAGCAACCGAGCCAGUCAUUGCCUUUUAUGAGAGCCGUGGCAUUGUCAGGAAGGUCGACUCCGAGCUGCCAGUGGACGAGGUCUUCGGCCAAGUCUCCAAAGCUAUUGAUGCACUGUAGUAAAAACAACAUAACUGGAUGAGCUGUGUCUGGUUGUUGUUGUUGUUUUAAUUUUUUUUUUUUUUCUCAGAGUUGGUCUCAUCAGGACAAAAAACAUGAACAACAACAGAAAUAAUACUCCUCCCACUCAUUUUGGUUAAAAAUACUGAAGGCCAUUAAGGAUCAAAGAUGCCUUAACUCCACUCCUACUGCAGCAAUAGGACUCUACAGUAUUACAAUGAAUCUGCUGAAAGCAGCAUCUAGAAAUCCAUUUGUUUCUUUAAAUAAGGUCUUGCUUCUGCGCUGAACAUGUAUGCGGAUUUAUACAAAUGACAUCUCAAAAGGUACUCUACACAGGAGGUGUCAGCCAUCUCCCAGCCUCCCGGGCACCAUGCUCACUCUGGGGCAAACCUGCACUUUUGUUCCGUCUUGUACCCUGCCAUGUAGAGUCCAGACUUCAUGGGAAAAUAAUAGCCUCCUUCAUUAUAGUGCCACUGAACCAUGGCAGAGAUCAGCCACUGUGGACAAACUGGUGCAACUCUGCAUACAUGUACAUUGACAGAAUUUUUUAAUCAUUUUUCUCAACCAUUAUGGACUUCAUGUAUUUACUUCUUAUAUCUAAAGCACAGAUACAUUCUAUUUUUUUUCAUUCAGAUGUACACAUGGAACAUGGGUGUCUAUAAAAUGGUAUAUGUAGUGAAAACAAAAUUAAAAUGUAAGAGAAAAACA
Molecule: messenger RNA, 1418 nt
Organism: Chelmon rostratus (copperband butterflyfish)
Lineage: Eukaryota; Metazoa; Chordata; Actinopteri; Chaetodontiformes; Chaetodontidae
Gene: ak1
Product: adenylate kinase 1
Exons: 7
Coding region: 129-710 (193 amino acids)
Biological process (GO): ATP metabolic process; nucleoside triphosphate biosynthetic process
Cellular component (GO): cytosol; cytoplasm
Molecular function (GO): ATP binding; AMP kinase activity; nucleoside diphosphate kinase activity
Source: RefSeq, a predicted model, not a curated record